AUGACAAUCUCUCAACACUUAUUACCCGCCCAGGAAGAAGUUGUGAAUAAGACAAGAGCAUUUGAAAAGAUGAAAAGUGAAGCCGAGAAAUGCCUAGCGCAAGGUGAAAGACUCAGCAAGGAGAAAAUAGAGUUUGAGGAUGCAACUUAUGCAAAGGCAUGUGUCUUUGUGAAAAGGUUCGUUUCUGUGUUAAACAAAAAGAAGGCAAAACUCAGAGCACUAAGGGAUAAAGAAGAUUCAGUGAGAGCAGUUGAAGAGGAAGAGUCAACAGACAUAGCUGAAAGCUUCGAGAGUGGAAGAAGCGAUAAUGAGCAGAGCGAGGAAGAAGCCUCAAAUAAGGCAACAACAAGCACCAAAGAACGUGGCCGUAAGAGAGCUGCACGCAGCAAAAAGAUUCCACUGCCUUUGUGA
Messenger RNA from Thlaspi arvense, 411 nucleotides. The record is from the annotation of a GenBank genome assembly. NCBI's taxonomy places the organism in Eukaryota, Viridiplantae, Streptophyta, Magnoliopsida, Brassicales, Brassicaceae.